CCUCAGCAGGUGGAAAUAAGAGACUUCUGACCCUCUGGUGAAGAACCUUGACAGAAGGAGCAAGCCAAGAAGCCAGCUACCCAGAGGCACUGCAUGGCCGGCUCAAAGGGAAUUGAGAAUAAACACAGUAAUUGGCCUAGCAGGAAAAUGGCAUCAAAUGUUCAUAGAGAAAGAGUACCGGCAGUCAUUAAAGGACACAGACACUUUGGCUAUGGAGGAGCUCCGUUACCCGAGUCUAUCACAAUAGAGCAAUAUUAUGACCUAACCCCAACCAAGAAAAGUCAUGUUCGCAUCAAUGAUGAGCUAAUUCCCAAGCCCACUGAUAUUAACAUUGGUGAGAAACUCAUCAACAUCUCCAUUCAGAGGGAGCACCCAUACCAGUCGCACAUCUCCCGCUGCGCCAUGUUCCCCACCUACAGGAGCCCUGAUGACCCUGACAGGGGCGUGCGGGUUGCCUGCAAACUCCCCCUCGACCCCCUCCUACCAGCCGGUGCUCCGCACGUGACUCUGCUCAAGAAAACCAAAGGCGCACCUUAUCGGCAUGAGCUGCUUGACGUUCCCAUGGCAACCAGAAGAAAUGUUACAACUUGGCCAGGCCAAAACGGCUUCCAGAAUUAUGCCAAGCCGGUAAAAGGGGAGACUCAGAUGUUUUAUCCCAAGGCCCCGAAGACAUUGUGCCCAAAUCCGAGCCUUCGGACCCGGAGCGCCACGCUGUCGGCGCGUACUGCCAGUGUGCUGCAUAACCUGGAGAAAGCCCGGUGGAUCAGCUCCUAUCAGUUACACCAUACAGGCAUGGGACCAGCCAAACCGGAUGCCAGAGGGCCAGUGAGGAGCCAGAGAGACUUUUCAAAUUGCAGCAACCGCUUAUAUGUGGCAGGAAAGAACCCAUUAGAGCCUAGCCAGCUAGCACCACCCACUGCGGGGUCAGAUGGCAGAAACGCUGGGACUGGCCUCUUCCGCUCCCAGUGUGUGCUGCUGGAGCUUCAGGACACUUUCAGCCGGACAGAGGCCCACCGACGCUUGCACAAGUCCGUGCAGAGCAAUACACUUAACCUGCAGGACAACCAUCACACUGGGAGAAAGCACUCCUUCUAUGGCUUUAACUCCUACUACUUCCAUAACUGAACUGAAAAUCUAGACAUGUAACAAGAGCUACUGUGCAGUGGGGCUUUGCUGUUAUCUUUUAUUGACAAAGAUGGAGGGAUUCUUUGCACAAUUCUCUGCAGUACAAAGCUAACCUCUGGGUUUUUGGACUGAGAAUGGGAUUAGUCUGGUAAUAAACAUUCUCUCAUUCAGAAUUUUUUUGUUUUGUUUUGUUUUUUUUGCCUUGAGUUUGUUUUUUAAGCUCGGUCGAAAACUGAUCCUGUGAAUCACAUGCUGUGAUGGCCAUGCGGAAAAGUACUAAAGCCUCUGACGUUCUCUCACAUGAUGGAGCAGAAUUCUGACAACCGCCGUCCCUGUUCGGAGGAAGGUGCCAGGUUCACCUCAGCCUCGCGCGAACAAUGUCUCUUUCAUUCUUGUUGUCCUUACAGCUCUUUCAGGCAAGUGAAGAGCUUGACACGCGGGAGCGGCGCAUGCCCUUGAGGCCCGAGAACAUUCUUUCAUUCAUCGUCUUUCAUACCUGAGACCCAUCUGUAAAGGCAUUCCCACGCGGUGAACUGUGCUGACUGGUCAUGUUCACGUCCUCGUUGUGUGCACUGAUACGCAGCUCUAGAACAAGACUGCUAUUUAUUUAGGUAGCUAUUGUACUGGAAGAUCUACAUAAUAUACUUUGUCAAUUAAACAUUCUCCCACUUGCAGAGAAAGCUUUCCGUUAAG
Molecule: messenger RNA, 1818 nt
Organism: Electrophorus electricus (electric eel)
Lineage: Eukaryota; Metazoa; Chordata; Actinopteri; Gymnotiformes; Gymnotidae
Gene: spmip4
Product: sperm microtubule inner protein 4
Cellular component (GO): centrosome
Source: RefSeq, a predicted model, not a curated record